GGAAACACCAACGGGGAACAGGAUCAGAAAUCGCUCUCCCUCUCCCUCCCUCCCCACACACACACGCAUCGUCUUCUCCUGCAUCAGCCAUGGGCUUUGUAGAUCGUGGCGGCGGCCGGGAGGCGAAAGGCACGAGUCUGCGCCGCUCCAAGAAGAACCCCGGUGCGGCCGCGACAAGGAACAAAGGCGCGCACAAGAAGUACGUCACCCCGACCACACGAGCCACCCCGGCCCCGCCAGCGGCGUGCGGCCCUUUCAUUCAGCGCCUCGCGGACGCCACCGACGCCGCAACGGCAGCAAAUGCGUGUGUGGAUGUGUGGAAGGCAGCGUGCGACGCCGUGGCGAGCGGCACCGCCCUCCACGUUGACACCGCCGUCGCACUGCUCUCCCGCAAGCUCGAGGACGACCAGGAGGGCGUCUUCCGCCGCGCCGUCGAGGAAGGCAAACUCGCCGGUGCGCUGUGCUGGUCGGUGGAGGUGGAGAAGCAGGCGACGCUGCUCGACACGUGCGUGCAGCACAACAAGCUCCUCCGCGGGGCAGCGGCGGCAACCGACGCGGCAGCCUCAACCUCCUCCUCCUCGUCUCCCUCCGCGGCGGCCGCUGCGCGCCACGUUCGGUUUCAAGACGACGUGACCGCCACCACGCCGUCUCCUGUCGCGGUCACCGGCGGGGCGACGGCACCGUUGCCGAAGCGCGGCGUCGUCCUCUACGCCAUCCUCGGCAUCCACGUAAACAGCGUCGACCGCGUCCACAUGCGGCAGCACGAGCAGUGGGUCAACGAGCUCGAGGAAAGCGUGAAGCACGGGGAGGUGGUGGGGGUGCUGAGCGGGCUGAACUGGAGCCGCGACCACGGCACGCACUACGCGCAGGAGCGCCUCAUGCGAGAGUGCUGGCGGGUGGCGGCGGCGGCGCGGCUGCCGCUGGUUCUGCAUCUGUACGCUGCGGACACUGCCGCGUUGACCGAGACGGUGAAUCGGGCGGCGGAGCUGAUCCACGAGCUCCUCGGCAACGACAGCCAAAGCCAAGGCAGCGCCACAGCGACAACCACGACGGCGACGGCUGCCGCUGCCGCCGCUCCGCCUCAUCUUCCCUUCCCCUCUGCGAUUGUGCUGUACAACGGCUUGCAGGCCCUGCACGCCUCGCCGGCGAUGCAGCAGCUCGUGCGGGCGCACCGGCCGGGCGCAUCAUCGUCCACCACUGCCACCUCCACGACGGAAGGGGCGUCUGCGCCACAUCAUCAGCAGCAGCACAGCAGCUCCGUGGUCCCCUUCUACGUUCUGGUGACGGCGGAUGGUCUUGGCGAGCAGCCUCCAGCAGCGACGACUCAGGAGGCGGAGGAAGGAAAGGAGGGGGCGGCAGCGUCGGUCGAGCACAUCGCAUCGCUGCUGCCGUGUCGCGUGGUGGACGACGCCGCCCACGGCCAUGACAAGCUCGACGAUGUUGCGGCGGAUGACGAUUUAAGUGGUGUCCUUCACCUCUCGCAGCUGCUCAUCGGCACUGGUGCGCCGUGGGGCACGCCGCAGAACCUCCCCGAUCCGCACCUCUGCACCCUGCCCAACGAGCCGGGCAACUACCACUACGUGGUGAAGACGGUCUUUGACGCGAUGAAGGCGCCGCGGUCUUCGUCCUGCCGUGACGGAGGCGCGGCGCCGGCCGCCGUGUCCUCGGCGGAUCAGCUCGCCGCGUACGUCUUCCUCAAUCAACUCCGCGUCUUCUUCCACGAGUGCAUCGCAGCGGCAGCGAACGACGACGACGACGAUGACGACGAUGACGAAGUUGCUGCUGCUGCUGAUGAUGUUGCUGUCGAUGGUGGUGCUGUGGUGGAUGCGGACGCGCGUCAGCAGCGGCAGUGGCUCGCGUCGCAGCAGCCGGCCGCCGCGACUGCCGUCGCCGGACUGUCCGACGGAGACGCAAAGCGCGAUUUGGAGGCGCUGCUCGCCGAAGCCGCGCAGGAGCGGGAGCGCGUUGAGCGAGAACGGCUGCGCGAGGAGGCGGCCCGCGCGCAGGCCCGCAGCGAGGAGCUCCACGAGCGGCGGAAUCGGCGCGAGAAGAAGAAGAACGUGAAGGCGAACAACCGGUCCAACUUCACGCACUUCCGCAACAAGGACUUCGCGCCGCGGCAGAGCAAGCAGGAGCGGCUGGCGCACCCGCAGGGGCCGGAGGGGGAUGGCAACGACGGCAGCGACGACGACAGCAGCACCGGGAACGACCACGACGAGGGCGGUGCGGUGGGGCGAGCGGCGGGGAAGACGAGCACCGCCCACCCCCACCACCACGCCAGCAGCAACGAUGGGGACAGCAGCGCAGACGACGAGGAGGAGGAGGAGAAUGCGCAGGACACCCACGCCACAGGUGGUCUGGCAGCGGAAGUGGAGCAGCUGUUGAAGGAAGCGGAGUCGAAGAAGAAUCCGGCGGGCAGCUGCAACCGCACGAAGGCGGGCAAGAACACCGCUUCGGCGGCAGCCACCACCACUCCCCCGCCUGCAGCGACUGCGACUGGCCAAGGGAAGAGGCAGAAGAAGAACAGCAGUAAGAUCAAGGCGCAGCCGGCGCGGGGAGAGCAGGCGCCGGACGGCGGCGACGACAGCGGCCACAGCGACGACGACGUCGAGGACGCGCGUGCGGCGGGCAGUCAAGCGCAGCAGCCCUCGCGGCGGCAGCGGAAGCGCCAGCAGAAGCGCCAGAAGCAGAUGAAGGGGGACGACAGUGACGACGACGGAACAGCAUAA
This is a messenger RNA of Leptomonas pyrrhocoris, 2729 nucleotides long. RefSeq lists its product as hypothetical. Bases 90 to 2729 code for a protein of 879 amino acids. Gene Ontology annotation, cellular component: cytosol. The record is from RefSeq and is a predicted model, not a curated record. Lineage: Eukaryota; Euglenozoa; Kinetoplastea; Trypanosomatida; Trypanosomatidae. The transcript has a single exon. Gene Ontology annotation, molecular function: 3'-5'-DNA exonuclease activity.